This is a messenger RNA of Myxocyprinus asiaticus (Chinese sucker), 2747 nucleotides long. RefSeq names its product homeobox protein MOX-1-like. Bases 369 to 1229 code for a protein of 286 amino acids. Gene Ontology annotation, biological process: positive regulation of transcription by RNA polymerase II. Gene Ontology annotation, cellular component: nucleus. The transcript has 3 exons. Lineage: Eukaryota; Metazoa; Chordata; Actinopteri; Cypriniformes; Catostomidae. The record is from RefSeq and is a predicted model, not a curated record. Gene Ontology annotation, molecular function: RNA polymerase II cis-regulatory region sequence-specific DNA binding; DNA-binding transcription factor activity, RNA polymerase II-specific.
AAUGUCUCAGAAUUGUGAAAACUGUGUGUAGAGCUGAGAGUGGAUGUAGUGGCCUUAAAGCCGAAUAAGAGACUGAGUGUGAGCUGAUGUGUUACAACAGAGCUGAAUCACAAGACACGCUUUCAGAGAGAGAGAGUCAGUGUAGAAAGGCCACCGAUGAAAGGUGUUUGAUACUUCCGUAUUGAGGUAAACCUGACUGCAAUCUGCAAAAGUUGGACUUUGAGGUGUUGAUGUGCACAUAAGACCACAUGCUGAAGUGGAUAUUUCUCACAUUGACUUGCACCAGACCCAAACAGCUGCAUCUCUGAGGACAACUUGGUUUCAUACUGAGUGUGUGUGUGUACGACCCCAGCUGUGUGCUCUUCGGCAUGGAUCAACCAGCAAGCAGUUGCAUGCGGACCCCUCACACAGGCAGUGCACUCUGGGGCUGUGUUAGGACCCCUCACUCUGGAGGUUCUGGGGCAGGUCUGCAGCCGUACCAGCAGGCCCCUUUUUCCCUGCACCAGAAACAUAAUUUCCUGGCCUACACAGACUUCUCCAGCUCUUGCCUGGUGCCGGCACCACACGCAUACCCACGUGAGGAGAGACUGUACCCAGAGACGCACGGAGGGUACCAAAGGUCAGAGUGGCAGUUCCCUCCCUGUGAACCACGAGGUGGAGGUCAGGAGCCAUGCCAGGCAGCAGCAGAAGCAGUGGGAGACGGUGUAGUGGCUGAAAUGGACAGUGCAGGGGGAGACAGGCUGCCUGGAGCAGUCACAUCAUGUCUAGAGGAAGAGUACUCCCCUCAAAGUGUUGCAACGGUCAAAACAGAGAAAAAAAGCUCCAAGCGGAAAAGAGAAAUAACAGAGAUUCAGGAUUCAGGCUUCAAGCCUGACUCAAACUGCAAGGCUAGAAAGGAACGAACAGCCUUUACCAAGGAACAACUCCGGGAGCUGGAGGCCGAGUUCACCCAUCACAACUACUUGACCCGCCUGCGGCGCUACGAGAUUGCUGUUAACCUUGACCUCACUGAGAGACAGACCACAACUAGCUUGAUCCUUGAUGGCUUUCCCAGGCCUGAGGCCCAAUCACAUGCCAGAUCCCAGCACAACUCUGGGCUUUUCCUGAAUCCCUUUGCAACUCUUUCUUCACAUUUUCCGAUGCAUCCUACAUAUCUUGGCCGCCUGCCACCCUUUGCUUUCAUUAUGAGUGGCAGACAGAUUCAGUCAAGAAAAAGCAUGCAAAAAUAGUGUGGGAACAGAUGGUCCAUGUCCCUAUGUUUCCGUGGGGAAUGCAGAGAGGGAUGCACAAGGGUCACAGACUUGGGGUCCUCAGAGUUUUAACUGUCAGAAAUAAUGUCACAAAUCUUUUGAUUUGCUGGCUGCAAAAUAUUUUUCAAUCAUUCAUGUGAGAGUGCACAAUUUAUUCUCAAAAUCACUUCCAGACAGUUUAAUUGUAUUGAUUAUCAUUAUUAUCUAUUAUUUUAUUUUUAUUUUUUUGCAAUUUUCCAAUUAUACAUCACAAUAAUAAAGAUUAUACAGCAAUGACAGGCUCCCCAAAUUUUAAAUAGGAAUAGUGUAUUUCAGAGAAGAAAAAAAAUAGCAAUAAUAAAAUAUAUUCCAUAUACGGAAUAUAAUAGUCAUUGGGCAUCUUCAGGAAAGUCCUACAGGGAAUAAUUAUUUCAGUUUUUCAGUGUAUGUCAUAUGUAAGUUUUGUUGAAGGCAAAAGAUUAGUAGCCUUAUUCAUUAUAAAGGAAAGUACUUUUUGGGUUGACCUGACCACAACAAUAACAUUCAUUUUUAGCCAGAUAAAAUGCAUGAUUCAAAAGACAUUCUAUAUCACACCCAAAUUUAAUUCUGUAAAUUAAAAGUAUUAAUUUAGAGACAUUGAGAAGGUCUUAAGAGUCAAUCCCAAAGUAUAUGCAUCACGUUACCAACUUUACACUUAAAACACAACUGGGACAGAUUUUGUGUGGGCAAACUGGUGUGCGUUGAGAAGUCAUAUGAAUAUUGAUUAUAACUGUUAUUCACAGGUGAAAGUGUGGUUUCAAAACAGACGAAUGAAGUGGAAGAGAGUGAAAGGAGGACAGCCUGCAUCUCCGCAUGACCUGGAAGCAGAUGAGAUGGACUCUGCUGCUUCUCCAAGCUCAGAUUAAAGAUCUCAUCUAGAGGUUUAUUCAUAUUUACAGUCACCCAGGCUCACCCAAGCCAUACACAUGAUGUCCAAUGUUUCACUAGUUUCUCCACAUAUCCCGUUACACUGCAUCAUGGACAAAAGCUUUCAUGCUUCCUCUUGCUCCCAUGGCUCAGAUGACUAAUUAUCAACAGAACUUGAAUGGUUUGGAAGCACCAUCCAGUUUCAUUCAUGAACAGAUCAAGUGAAAUCAGAGACCUAUAAAACCCCAAUUAUUCACGUGCAAAAACAAUUUAUAUUAACUGUUCAAGCCCUGGUUUAAUAGCUUUGACCUCCAGCCAUGACGGCAUGAUGUAGGUCUGUUGUUGGAACGGUUUCACACUGAUGCCUGAUCAGAACCACCUGUGAAGCUUCACAGGCAGACUCAGGAUCACGUCAAACCGCCAAAGCCUCGAUAUCACAUCCUAAACUGUAUUGUCAUGUUUCUCUUAGAAUAUACCUUUUUCCAUUGUUGAGUGAUGAAUUUUUUUUGUUAUUUUUUUUUUUUUUUUUGUACCUUUCUUUUUUACUUGAAAUUGAUCAAACAGAUGUUGCAUAUAAAAAUAAGAAAACAAUAAUUAAUAAAUAUCUUAAAA